Messenger RNA from Gadus chalcogrammus (walleye pollock), 1951 nucleotides. Its product is annotated as zinc finger protein GLIS2-like. Gene Ontology annotation, cellular component: nucleus. The transcript has 7 exons. Gene Ontology annotation, biological process: smoothened signaling pathway; regulation of transcription by RNA polymerase II. The record is from RefSeq and is a predicted model, not a curated record. Gene Ontology annotation, molecular function: RNA polymerase II cis-regulatory region sequence-specific DNA binding; DNA-binding transcription factor activity, RNA polymerase II-specific. The coding region runs from base 449 to 1951 and encodes 500 amino acids. NCBI's taxonomy places the organism in Eukaryota, Metazoa, Chordata, Actinopteri, Gadiformes, Gadidae.
UACAGCACCACCCUUAAAACCAGCCUCCCUCCUCCCCAAUAAUUCAGUUGACCAGCGUCGCAACUAAGCGAUGCACUUUCCAGACAGCUUCCCUAUGUACACACAAUAGACGGGGUUUUCAGAUGUUUUUAUUUGUAACUGAAAACUAACACUAGGCUAAAGUAGCUAAUCCUUAGCAGCAACACAUCGACGAGACAGAGGCGAUCCAGUUGGAUGAUUUUUACGCGCACUUAUUUCUUCCUCGCCUACGCCUAGGCAAAAGACAACCCUCGAAUAAUCGAUGGUAAGCGAGGCACACUCUUUGGAGAAGUUGAGUUGUGUCCAAGGAUCGCCUGGGAAAUAGAAGAGAGACGUCAGAAGGGAGUAGCAGAUCACGGAGAAGAGAGAUAACGGUCUGACACGUUCACCUCGGACGGCUUAAGAGUCGGGCGAGAGACCCCGGGGAGCCAUGCUGUCCUUAGACGAGCCCCUGGACCUGAAGCUGCCUUCAGGCCGGACCGACGGACACCUGAGGGCGGGCAAGAGGACCUGCUCGGCCUCCAUCUGUGCCCCGCUCAGCGCGGCACGCCAGCGUCUCUUACGCACCGCCUUCCCUUCUCCGCCCUCCUCCCCAGACUCCCGCUGCCCGUCACAAGAGCGACCCAGGUCCUGCUGCACCCCCCCAGCAAUGGAUCUCAGCCUGUCCCCCUCCAGCCGCCACCACACCUCCCCCUCUCCCUCCUGCUUCUCCCCCUGCCCCCCCUCCCCCACCUCCCCCCGGGGCUCCCCUCACAGCAGUAGCAGCCCUCUGCCCUCCCCCUUCUCCCGGGAGCCAUCCACUCAGCACUACAUCGAGGGAAGAGGGUCCCCUGAUGGCUAUCCCUUUUACCUGCCAAUCAAAGGCCAAGGGGGCGGUUAUAACUUCCCCUCCUCCGUGUUCAUCGGUCGGACCAGGGAAAGCCACGAGCUCUCAACGUCGGACGACCAAUUGGCCUGCCGCUGGAUGAAAUGCCACCUGCUCUUUGACACGCUUCAGGAGCUGGUGGACCACAUCAACGACCACCACGUGAAGCCUGAAAAGGAUUCUGGGUACUGCUGUCAGUGGGAGGGCUGUGCCCGCAACGGCCGAGGCUUCAACGCCAGGUACAAAAUGCUGAUUCACAUCAGGACUCACACCAACGAGAAGCCGCACCACUGUCCAACCUGCCACAAGAGCUUCUCGCGCCUCGAGAAUCUGAAAAUACACACCCGCUCGCACACAGGAGAGAAGCCCUACAUCUGCCCCUACGAGGGCUGCAGCAAGCGCUACUCCAACUCCAGCGACCGCUUCAAGCACACGCGCACCCACUACGUGGACAAGCCCUACCGCUGCAAGAUGAACGGCUGCCACAAGCGCUACACCGACCCCAGCUCCCUGCGCAAGCACAUCAAGGCCCACGGACACUUCGUGGCCCAGGAGCUGCGCCUGGCGGCCGGUCGGGCGGGGCCGCUGGCGGGCGAAGCGGCGGGGGGCCGAGGGUCCGCGUGGCAGGCCCACCGGGGGGCCCGGCCGGACGGCGGGGACGGGCCGUUCGUCGGCCGGACCCACGUCAUCAUGCCCGCGGCCGCGGCCGCCCUCCUGGGGGGGCUCGGCGCCUCGCUGCCGCUGUCGGCCCUCUGCCACGCGGGCGCCUUCGGGCGGUCGCCGGACGCCCGGCUCGUGUCCCUGGGGACGGCGGGGGGAGGGGGGCUGAGCCUGAGCGACUCCCUCCGGAGCCCCGUGGGGCUCUCGGCUGCCUCCCUGCUGGGACUGCACCCCCCGCUGGUAGCCAGGGGGGGAGCGGGUGAGGAGGGGGAGGGGAAGGAGCUGGGGAGGCGGGAGGCUAGGGUGUUCAACCUAUCAGUGGGGAUGGGGGGCCGAGUGGGAGACACCCUCCCGUGGCUCAUGGUUCCUCCCUCUGCCUUCCUCCUGAGGCCGGUUGUUGGCAGCUAG